AUGUCCGCCAACGACGCCAUCCAAGAUGAGGUCACCUCGCUCAACGCCAUCUUUGACGAAGGCACCCUGUCAGCCUUAGAUGAAGACCAACGACUAUACAGUCUACGUCUGCCGUCGCUGCCAUCCAUAACUCUACGUAUAGAAUUUCCGGCAGACUAUCCGGAUGCGCCGCCAUCCGUGCUGGGCACUCAGAGUGUGGGACAAGAUGUCCCCAAGGGUAUGGGCAGCCAGGCUGUCGAUGUAGUAAGAGAAGUGCUAGCAAGGAUUUACCAGCCCGGCGAGGCAUGUAUCUACGAUCUGCUAGAAGAGGCAAGAGAGGCUUUGGAGCAAGCGGAAGAGCAAGGAGACAUCCAACUACACGAUCAACAGGACGCGCACUUAGAAGAAGACAAAACUUCACUUAUACAGUCCGACCCAGCCAUCGACCUUGGACCGGAGCCACCUUGGAUCGUAGCACCCGCCCUUACCGAGAAGAAGUCAGUUUUCUUAGCUCGCGCAGCACCUGUAUCAUCACCAGCACAGGCUAGACAGUACGUCGCGCAUCUCCUGGCGACAGACAAGAAGGCUGCUCGCGCAACUCACAACAUGACUGCCUGGCGGAUCAAAGGCUUCAAUGAAACGAGCUACCAAGACUGCGACGAUGAUGGUGAGACCGCUGCUGGCUCGCGGAUGCUGCACUUGAUGCAGUUAAUGGAUGUUUGGAACGUCAUGGUGAUUGUCACAAGAUGGUAUGGUGGUAUACACUUAGGUCCUGAUCGCUUUCGCAUCAUCAACACUACGGCUAGAGAGGCAUUGGUCUUGGGUGGCUUUGCAAAAGAAGGCAAAGAGAGCGAUACGAAGAAGAAGGGGAAGAAGUAG
Messenger RNA from Alternaria novae-zelandiae, 858 nucleotides. RefSeq lists its product as uncharacterized. Lineage: Eukaryota; Fungi; Ascomycota; Dothideomycetes; Pleosporales; Pleosporaceae. The record is from RefSeq and is a predicted model, not a curated record. Gene Ontology annotation, cellular component: cytoplasm. Gene Ontology annotation, biological process: regulation of translational initiation. The coding region runs from base 1 to 858 and encodes 285 amino acids. Gene Ontology annotation, molecular function: protein binding. The transcript has a single exon.